Messenger RNA from Pieris macdunnoughi, 321 nucleotides. Lineage: Eukaryota; Metazoa; Arthropoda; Insecta; Lepidoptera; Pieridae. The record is from the annotation of a GenBank genome assembly.
AUGGCCAUCCACAUCAAAGAUUCCGACGACCUGAAGACCAGGCUCACUGAGGCUGGAGAAAAGCUGGUGGUGAUCGACUUCAUGGCCACCUGGUGCGGACCUUGCAAGGUCAUUGGCCCUAAACUAGAGGAGAUUGCUAACGAGAUGGCCGAUUCACUUGUUGUUCUGAAGGUGGACGUUGACGAAUGUGAGGAUAUCGCCACAGAGUACAACAUCAACUCUAUGCCCACCUUUGUUUUCGUGAAGAGUUCCAAGAAGCUUGACGAGUUCUCCGGCGCCAACGCCGACAAACUAAGAAACACCAUUCUUAAGCUUAAGUAA